AAAUGCCAGUAUAACCUUGAACGAGCGCGCGAAAGCACAUUCACUGGCUGUAUGGCAUGCAGCCGUAGCCCCGUACUUUUUUCUCUAAAUUUUCCCGCGCGCAUUUGACGAAAAUUUUCCUAACCUCAAACUUUUAAUGAACUUCUAAUCCAAAAUGGCGUCGAAAAAAAUCUUUUUCGUAAUAUUUCUCGUUUAUUUGAGUAAAGUUGAAAGUGCUAGUUUGUUUGAAAGAUCGUACGAAUAUGUAAUGAAUAUAGGGAAGAACUUAGCGCCUAGUUUCAUGACAAUGUUGGACUGUAUGGGCGAGGAAGAUGCUUGGGGUUGUGCUAAAACCAAGGCUGGAAUUUUGCUGGACGCGUGGGGACAAGACUUGAACAAGCAGAGAAGAAGUUGGCAAGAGCUAGCGGACGCAGAAGUGAGGCAGUCGGGACGAAGCUAUGAAGAGCUACCUUCCAAACUGGGGAGGGAGGUGGAGGGGGGGCUGAACUCCUUGGCGGAGAUAGUCGGUGAAGGAGUGGCCAGAGCAUUCACCACCAGAGGGCACCACGAGAGCGGCGGCAUCGACACUAUCACCAUUUCAACUGGCGCGGAUAAGAAGAAAGAGAAGAAAAAGAAGCAGAAACCACCAAAGAUCCACUUAGUCCAGAUGCCAGUCAUGAAAAUGGAAGAGAAAGGUCGUCAGAAUGAACAGCACGUCCAGAAAUGGGUGAUAGGGAAGGAGAAUGCGGAAACGAGACAAGUAGAUGUGCAACAGGGGGAAGAGAUAAAGACGCAAGAUGUAGAAGUGCCGAGGGGUUUUGUGGAGGAUGUCUGGUCGAUUGGAGAAAAGGCACUAGACUCUGUUGCUGAGCAUGCGUUGGAGAGUGACAAUUUGGAGAAUGGAUUGAGUGAUAAGAGCUCUUUGGAGGAACAAAGAGGCAAGAAGAAGAAGAAGAAGAAGGCGAUCCUGAAGCUGCUUCUGCUGGGCGCCGUGCUGAAGGCGAAGAUCGGGACCAUGCUGCAGAUACUGUCGUUUAAGUUGCAGGUGAAAUUCUUCAUCAUCGCGCUCCUGGGGCUGGCCAUCAACCUGGCGAGGUUCUGGCUCGACGUGAAGAAGUCACAUCAUCAGCAGCCGCAGAAGGUGAUAUACUACGAGCACGCCCAGCACCAGCAUCACUACGACGAGCACGAGGAGGCGCCGGGCUGGGGGCCCUGGUCCCGCAGCAUGGAGCCUGGGGAGCAACAGCAACAACAAGACAUCGAGAUCGACCUGGACCUCCACAACACUCCAUACCGCGCGCAGGAGAGGAUACACAUGAGAGACAUGCGUCCCGUUCCUUCCGACAUCUAAACUAUACUUCUAUAUCUCUCAA
This is a messenger RNA of Plutella xylostella (diamondback moth), 1352 nucleotides long. RefSeq lists its product as uncharacterized. The record is from RefSeq and is a predicted model, not a curated record. Lineage: Eukaryota; Metazoa; Arthropoda; Insecta; Lepidoptera; Plutellidae.